AUGCCUUACACGCCGCCCUCUCACCGAUCUCCCGCCUCCUCAGCGACUGCUUCUCCGGAUGUCAGCCGACGCUCAUCAAUUACCUCCGGCCAGAAGCCUUCGCUCCCUCGCUCAGCCUCGUACCUCAGCAAGAACCGUCGAACACCGUCUGCACCCCCGGCUGUAGAGUCCCACUCUACACCAUCUCCUCCCUAUGGCUCUUCCGAUGAAGUCAAGAACGCCGGUACCCCUCCUGUGAGCGCAAGCCUCCGCAAGUCACCCCCGCCGGUGACUGACGACCGGGGAAUUCCUAAUGCUGCCAUCAUCUCUCCGCCCGACUCUGCCUCGUCAGAUAGCGAGGAUGACAGCCGGCCGGAGAUUCGAGGGAGGAAGCUGGGAAAGCUCAGGGAUGCCGUCAGCCAGAUUCCCCAACCCCGGACACCAUCACCCCCAAGCAAGGACUCGAGGCUAAGCCCUGGCGACGUUACUCCUCGAAGCAUCGUGCACACUAGCUUCAGUGCCAUGAGCCUAAGCGAUCUUCCCAAGUCGGGACGCCGGGGCCAUGUUCGAUCUGCAACCGAUCCCAAUGUGUCAGCUAUCAUGACAUCUGCUGAGAACUCCCAGACUGUCUCGGAGGACUCGGAGGAUGACUUGAGGCCUAAACCGCCGAUGGUCCGCAAGAAGUCCGGCGAGCUGGUCCGACCAGCUCUCCGUGGACACAAGCGACCCUCUAGCAUGCCUGGUACUCCUGUUUUCGCCAAGGCCGUUCACUUCGAUUCUCAUUUGGAGCACAUCCGUCACUUCCUCCAGGUCGACCGACCUUUGGCAGUUAGUGCGGGCUCGUCUCCGGUUGAGAACUACGACAGUGAUGCCGAGUAUCCCUUCCCGGGAGGCGAGAAGAGGACCGUUGCACGAACACCGCCGUUUGACUGGCAACUCAUCACCAACAACUUCCCCCACGACUCUCCAUCACGACGGGACCAACCUAAGCUGGUUGUCUGCCGCUUCACUUUGGACUACUGGAAGACAACUUCAGAGGUCGUUGCCGAGUUCAGCCACGAGAUCCGCCCCAAGGUUACCCGUGAUGGUCAAGACCGCUUCCAAUUCUCCAUCAAGUUGUCAGAUACUGCCAACCUGGAGAUGAAGACUCUGUAUUUCUGCAUCCGCUACAAUGUCAAUGGCCAGGAGUAUUGGGACAGCAACAGCUCUGCCAACUUCCAGGUCGACUUCCGGAAGCAAUUCAAGCCGCAGAACGGUAAGAACGGCUUCCAAGGCGCCCAGUCCCGGUCGAGCAACAACAGUCUGCCACGGAGCAACCGCAAGCAGACUCCUACUGCUCCCGGUCGACAGGUGCAGAUGCCUCUUUCGUUUGAUGAUUUUGAUAAAAAACCAAAGUUUAAGUUUGAUGACCAUAUCAACGACUUCUUGGGCGAGCACAACACUCCUGGCCUUCGCCUCAAGACCAAGUCGACCAGCAACUUGGCUAGUGAUAACAUUUCCAAGGGUCUGGGCCUGACCGCUCCCAGCGGACUGGCCUUUGCCAACCGUUAUGAUUUUGGAGCUUCACUGAGCGCUGCCGUCCAGGCCGCCAAGGACUCUGCAUCCAAGGACAAGGAUGCCCUCUACAUGAAGAGGAACGUCCGCGACAGCCCCACGCCCAUGAGCAUGAGCUUCGGCCCUCCUCUGAGCGCACAGUCUGCUUCGCAGUCCAGCCAGCCCGCCGCUGCACCUGCUGCCGCUGCCGCUGCCGCAGCUGCUGCUUCUGCUCCUUCUUCGCCCCCUGUUGGCCUUGGCCUCGGCCUCGCCAGCUCUUCCUACGAAGAGCUCGUCAGUAAAUACUGCUUUUUUGGUUCGAAGACAUCGACCACGACGGUGGCGACGACCAAGAGCGAAGAGAUCGAGGGCAUCAGCCCGACUACGGUGUCAGUGGCGACGAUGGCUCACCCUCUUCACCACACCGGUCCUGCAGCUCACCACAGCCUUCACCACCCCAUUGAGAUGAAGCUCACCCGCCCCCUGACCGCCGAUUACCUCGCGGCAUCGCACUCGUCUCCUCUCGACUCUAUAUCCUCUGUCCUCAUCAGCAGGGACCAGUCGUCGACGCCCAAGUCGAUGCCUCACAUGAGGUCGCCUUCGCCGUCUUUUUCCACAUCCCCAACUGAUGCUCCCUUCUUCGCGCAGCAGAUGAUUCAGCAGCGAUUCCGUUGGGGCGCAGAGCCUCAUACCGCUACCGCCAUCCGAGGCUAG
Trichoderma harzianum CBS 226.95 is the source of this 2226-nucleotide messenger RNA. Its product is annotated as carbohydrate-binding module family 21 protein. The transcript has 3 exons. Gene Ontology annotation, cellular component: protein phosphatase type 1 complex. The record is from RefSeq and is a predicted model, not a curated record. Lineage: Eukaryota; Fungi; Ascomycota; Sordariomycetes; Hypocreales; Hypocreaceae. The coding region runs from base 1 to 2226 and encodes 741 amino acids. Gene Ontology annotation, molecular function: glycogen binding; protein phosphatase 1 binding. Gene Ontology annotation, biological process: regulation of glycogen biosynthetic process.